This is a messenger RNA of Jatropha curcas, 1993 nucleotides long. The record is from RefSeq and is a predicted model, not a curated record. NCBI's taxonomy places the organism in Eukaryota, Viridiplantae, Streptophyta, Magnoliopsida, Malpighiales, Euphorbiaceae.
UACACAACUCGGCGUACGUUAGCGAGUGUCCCCUUUGUCUCUGGGUCCUUCCGUCUACACUUCUUUAUCCCCGAAAGCCUACACCCACAACCCUUCCUUCCCUUGGUCGCCGUCUUAUUUUGCCUUCUAGAUCUGAGAGAUUGCUUCGCUUUUUCUUCGUGUUUGGGUGCGCUUCGAGCUCUGCGUCGGGUUUCGCCACGGAUUUCGCUCAGUUUCCACUCAAUUUCAUCGCUUCUGGAAAAUUUUCGAGGGUCCAGUAGCUGUAAAUAACAUCUGGGAAAUUGAUUGAAGUGGAGAUAAUAAGCCGCAAUGCGGGGAUAUGACAGAGAUGAGGUUGAGGAUUAUGAUGAAUAUGAGGAGGAAGGAUAUGAAGGAUAUGAUCAGGAGGAAGCAGGCGAGGAGGAUGAAUAUGAGGAGGAAGAGGAAGAACAGCGAAAGCCAAGUGCAGAGGAACUCGAGUAUCUUGCAUUAAGGGCACGGAUUAAAGAACAAAUUAGGAAGAAGAUGCAGAGGGAAAAUGGUCCUGCUGCUUCCAGAUCCCAGGAGACAAAGAAGAAACUUCCUUUGGAUAAUUAUGGCUCAUUUUUUGGCCCUUCUCAGCCAGUUAUUGCUCAAAGAGUAAUUCAAGAAAGCAAGUCAUUACUAGAAAACCCGCAUUUGGCAUUCAGAAGUUCGAAUUCCCAUCAAGACAAAAAGACAUCUUCAACUGGCUCAGUUCCAAAGAAUGGAGUUCAUCGGCCCAUAUCCAAAGCUAGAAAUGAGAUAAAGACAAAAGUCCAAAAACUUAAGGAUACGAGAGAUUACUCCUUCCUGUUAUCUGAUGAAGCAGAACUCCCAGCCCCUUCCAAACAGCCUGUACCUCAAAAUGUCACUGCUCCAAAAUCUGAGGCUCGAUCUGUGCAUGUGCCGCACAAGAGCAAGCAGCCAUCAGGUAAUAAUGUCAGAGAUAUUCGUGGUGGUCGUGAGGAAAGAAAAUCAAUUCCUGUAAAUGGACAAAUGCAUUCUAAAUCAGGGCCCUACAAGCCAACUUCUGCCAGCAAACCUACUUCUACAUCUAUGGAUUCGAGAAGGCACCUUGGUAGCAACAAUGCAACUGGACCUGGCCGACCUACCGGGGCAAAAGGCUUGCCUCCGAAGGUGCCUCUUACCAAUGUGGAGAAGAAGGUCUUGGCUCCAGGUGCAAAAACUACCCUUCCUGCUGGACGUAAACCUCCCCCUCUGAAGAUGCAGUCGUCCAUCCCAAAGCAACAAAUCGAACAGAAAAGGGCUAUUCAAGAACCAAAGAAGAAUAUGAUGAUGCGAAAUCAGCCAGUAGCCUCUUCAAAACCUCAGUUAAAUAAGCCAACCAGCCAAAUUUCAUCCCAUGGGUCAUUGCAAGGUAAUCGCCCCAAGAAAAAGCCUGCCAGACGCUCUGAAGACGAUGAGGACGAGAUGGCCCUUGCCAUGAUCAGGAACAUGUUCAGGACGGAUCGGUAUGCUAAUAACUAUGAUGACGAUGACGAUGAUGAUAGUAACAUGGAGGCAAACUUUGAUGAUAUAAUGGAAGAAGAGAGAAGAAGUGCAAAAAUUGCAAAGAAGGAGGAUGAGGAGCAGCUCCGUCUUAUUGAGGAAGAGGAGCGGCGAGAGCGGGCGAGAAGGUUGGCAAAGAAGCGUAAGCUAGGGGCCCACUAGUGAACAUACUUUUUUUUUUUUUUUUUUUUUUAGCCUUUUCUUUUCUUGGGGGGUCGCAUAAAGUCCCAUGCAAUCCUGCAUCACUCUCCAUGAUGUAGUUUGUGUUCUUACUGUGCCUUGUGCUCUUCAAAGUAUGGGACUUUAAAUUAUAUUCUUCAAUUGUAGGAAUGUAUUGCCAGUUUUAGAUGCAAUUUCUUUAUAGAUAUCUGACAAGAUGAAGAGGGAUUUUUUGGCAUUUGCAUUUCUUAGAGUUGUUAGGAAUAAUGUUGCAGUGUAUUGAUUCAUGGGCAAUUCAUUUAUUAUAUAGUACUGACCAAAGAAA